Molecule: messenger RNA, 158 nt
Organism: Pelecanus crispus (Dalmatian pelican)
Lineage: Eukaryota; Metazoa; Chordata; Aves; Pelecaniformes; Pelecanidae
Source: RefSeq, a predicted model, not a curated record
AGUGAGAUGACGCCGGAGGAGCUGCAGAAGCGAGAGGAGGAGGAGUUCAACACGGGGCCGCUCUCCGUCCUCACCCAGUCCGUCAAGAACAACACCCAGGUCCUCAUCAACUGCCGCAACAACAAGAAGCUCUUGGGACGUGUCAAGGCCUUUGACAG